This is a messenger RNA of Limanda limanda (common dab), 1951 nucleotides long. RefSeq names its product hyaluronidase-5-like. Gene Ontology annotation, molecular function: hyalurononglucosaminidase activity. Lineage: Eukaryota; Metazoa; Chordata; Actinopteri; Pleuronectiformes; Pleuronectidae. The record is from RefSeq and is a predicted model, not a curated record. Gene Ontology annotation, biological process: carbohydrate metabolic process; hyaluronan catabolic process. Bases 1 to 1335 code for a protein of 444 amino acids. The transcript is spliced from 3 exons. Gene Ontology annotation, cellular component: acrosomal vesicle.
AUGGCCAUGCCCUUUCUGUCCUGCACCGCCCUCUGUAUCAUCGGAUCUCUCACCACCAUCCUUGCCCUCCCAACUACCGAGCCGCCACUGAUCCAUGACCACCCCUUUGUAGCCAUAUGGAACGCCCCUACAGAGCGUUGCCAACAACUGGAAAUCCCCCUGGACACAGCAGCCUUCCAGGCAAUGACCACGACCGUCUCCAAGCCUGGUCAAUUCCUCACCAUCUUCUAUGAAGACCAUCUUGGCCUCUACCCUAAAGUCAACACCGUUAAACGCAAGAUCUACAGAGGUGGAAUCCCCCAAAACGGCAACCUGACAGAACAUCUAGCCAAGGCCCGGAGACAGAUCGAUCAUAACAUCUACCAAGAUUCUUCUCCUGGACUGGCUGUCAUUGAUUGGGAGUCCUGGCGCCCCCUGUGGGACCAAAAUUGGGGAUCAAAACGUAUUUACCAGAAACUGUCCAUCACUCAUGCCCUGCAGAUAGCCCCAUUUUUAUCAACACAGCAAAUUUCCAAAGAGGCCAAGACACAGUUCCAGCAUGCCAGCCGGCACUUUAUGGAGAGGACCAUCAGUCUUGGCGUUGGUGAGCGCCCGAGCCGCCGCUGGGGCUUCUACUUGUUUCCUGACUGCUACAACUACGGCUGGAAGAAGUCUGAUUACACAGGAGAGUGCUCUGAGAAGACUCAGAAGCAAAACAACCAGAUGCUGUGGCUGUGGGAGCGCAGCACUGCCCUAUUUCCCUCCAUUUACCUCCACUCAACUCUUAAGAACUCUCCCCAGGCUGCACUUUACGUCCGCAACCGUGUCCAUGAGGCGAUGAGGGUGGCAAUGCUGCCCGAACGUCAGUAUACAGUUCCAAUCUACGUCUACUCCAGGCCACUGUACAGGGAUCAGAACAAGAAGUUAGAGAGCUUGAGUGACCUGGUGAGCACCGUGGGAGAGUCUGCAGCUCUGGGGGCUUCUGGGGUCAUAAUGUGGGGAGGAACCAAAGACUACAACAACAAGGCUGCCUGUGAGUCUCUCUCCGAGUACCUGACGUCUACCUUGAACCCGUACAUUGCUAAUGUGACGGCGGCCACCAUGCUUUGCAGUGAGCUCCUUUGCCAAGGGAAAGGCCGCUGUGUCAGGAAGGACUACGACUCCUCCCAGUACCUGCACCUGAACCCCACCCACUUCCGCCUCCUGCGUGCCAACAGGAAGUACGUGGCGAUUGGUCUACCCUCCUCCGCCGACCUCGAUGCCUGGGCUGGAAACUUCACCUGUCAGUGCUAUGCAGGGGGGACCUGUUCCCCAAAACUCUCCCAAACGAUCGAGAUCAAACAGAUUUGGGUUUAACCACAGAAAAUGUUCCCUUAUGUGGCAUUAACUGCUUAUAGCGUUAUUUCAACUAUGCAAACAAAAUAGAAUUCUAUAAGAAAUUAAAUCAAGCUCAAUAUGAAAGUCUGUCCACAGAGAUGGUCAUUAAUUAAGAAACAGUGAGAACUGAAGUAAAAACUGUGACAUUAUAACCAAUUAGUUCCCAUGAUAAGUCAGUGUAAAAAUGCCUACAGGACCGAGACCAGUCCACCUCAAUAACAACUAAAUGUCAGAGACGAGUUUCAAAGCAAAAUAACUAGAAUGGUCAGCAGUAGUGCAUAUAACAGCUUGAUAAUCCAAUCAAGCUGCACCAAAUGUCACAGAGUCAUAGAUACCAGUUCUCUUAAUAUGUCUGAUUGCUUUUAUCAAGACAUGGGAAAUAUUCCCAAGGAAAACAGUAAAAAUGUUGAGAAUCAUCACAAUAGUAAAGGAUGACCUGGUUUCUUCCCUGGCCCUUCCACCGAUUUCAUUUUAUAUUAUUCUAUUUUCUUAUAGCUUAUUUCAUUUGAACUACUGGUAUUCUGAUGUAUUACAUGUUGCUGUCUUCCUCUUGUACCUAAUACUUUGUGCAGCUCUUUGGUCAACUUAUCUUGCA